Messenger RNA from Cercopithifilaria johnstoni, 783 nucleotides. The record is from the annotation of a GenBank genome assembly. NCBI's taxonomy places the organism in Eukaryota, Metazoa, Nematoda, Chromadorea, Rhabditida, Onchocercidae.
AUGGUAGAUAUCAUCGGUAGCUGUGUGAUUGGUUCGCAGAAUUUAUGCAUUAAUAAUUUUUCAUCUCUACCAUGUGGACAUACAUUUCACUAUAAGUGUGUCAUGCGAUGGCUUCUUUACUCCGAACAGUGUCCUACUUGUCGUGCACACACAUCAGCAAGGAAUAUCGUGAAACGUUUAUACUUCGCUAACUGUGAUGAUAAAGCUAUGAAUGGUGUUGGAACUUCAGGAAUUGCUGCUGUUACGGAUUAUAAUAAUAAAUCUGCUUCGACAGCAAAUAUGAAUGAUAGUGCCUGCCAUGGUAAUGCUGAAAGUUAUAACAAUAAUAGUGGUUACGACAGUGACUCUGAAGAUGGAGUGAACAGAACUGAUGAUGAUUUCACAGAUAGUAAUAGUGCAAAUAUGGAAAAUAAUGAUUCUAUAACAGAAUCGGAAGAGGAAAAUGAAGAAGAGCUGAAAUAUCAAGAGACAGUUAGUGAUGCUGAUAUGGUGAGCGUAUUAGAUGUAUCAGGUAGUGUGACAUCAUCUGAUUCACUUGAAACAUUUUCCGAAUCAUUCAGCGAAAUUGAUGAUGCAGCGAGUGUCUCUUCCGUGGACCAUGACAACAUGGAAAUAUCUGAGUUGUUAGACGAUCAUGGAGAAGUCAGUAAUGAUGAUGAUAACAUAUAUACUUCACUCUUGUUAAUUGAACAUAUUGGUAGUGAUAGCAGUGAUGAUGAUGAUAGUUGUAGCAGUGGUGAUAGCGAUGAUAAUAACGAUGAUUGUGAUCUUACACAACUAUGA